AAAUAUGCGACGUCAUAUAGUCAUUUCAGCUUGCGAGUUGUAUCGUAUGCUGCUAUACCUAUAACAAUCCCCUAGACUCAACUCUUAAGAUGGACUUUAAGUUUUUAUUGUUUUUUGUUCAAACAGCUGCCGUCACUAUGGCACACGUGAUUACAAUAAAAAACAACUGCCCGUUCACUAUAUGGCCCGGUAUACUAGGCAACCCGGGACACGAACAUCUCGGAAACGGCGGAUUUUCGUUGGGCUCAUAUCAAUCCCGUUCGUUUAAUACGCCUCAAAAUUGGGCAGGCAGGAUUUGGGGCAGGACCAGGUGUAACGAUCAAGGAAAAUGCGAAACAGCCGGUUGUGGAAACAGGAUUGAGUGCAAUGGUGCCGGAGGCGAGCCUCCCGCAUCCCUAGCUGAAAUGACGUUCACCGGAGCCGGUGGAAAAGACUUCUACGACGUGUCGUUGGUGGACGGCUACAACCUGCCGAUCAAGAUGGUGCCGACCGCGCACUUCUCAAACAGUAAUAACGAUAAGUACGACUGCAAGGCGGCCGGCUGUGUGUCCGAUCUGAACAGCAAGUGUCCGCACGAGCUGUCCAUCUGGUCGGCCGAUGGCUUCAACGUGGUGGCGUGCAAGAGCGCCUGUGCGAAGUUCAACACAGACACUUACUGCUGCCGGGGCGCCCACAAAACCCCGGAAACUUGUAAGAGCAGUUCGUGGCCCAAAAACUAUCCCGCGUACUUCAAGGCAGCUUGUCCGGACGCUUACAGCUACGCGUACGACGACACGACCAGCACUUUUACGUGUCGCGGCAACCCGUCUACCAAUUAUGAUGUCAUAUUUUGCCCUUAAGUCAUUAGCCUGUUCAUUUUAUAUUCAUGUAGCUAAAUGGGUUAGGUGUUGGCUUAAUAUACCAAUGUCAAAUAUAUAAAUUCAUAGAAUUCAAAAACACGAUGCUAAGUUAUUUUAAUAAAGGAGAGGGGAUAUAAAAAUUUGAUUGUUCACAUACUCUGUUGUAAAGAAUACACACAUUUAUAAUAUUAUUAUAUAUUAUAUACGUACAUCAUAAAUAAAAAUAUAAGAGUAUAUACACAAUAAAAAACACGCAACCCCACCCCUUCUAUACCAAAAUAUUGCACAAAAAUUAUUCGAUGAUAUCUUUAAUAAAAUAUGUAUAUUAUUAUAAUUUUUAAAAACAGUACAACACUAUAUUUUAUUAAUUUAUAAUGAUACCUAAAACUUAGUAAAUAUAGUAACAUAUAUAAUACAAUGUAA
Rhopalosiphum padi (bird cherry-oat aphid) is the source of this 1262-nucleotide messenger RNA. RefSeq lists its product as uncharacterized. The record is from RefSeq and is a predicted model, not a curated record. The transcript is spliced from 2 exons. The coding region runs from base 90 to 839 and encodes 249 amino acids. Lineage: Eukaryota; Metazoa; Arthropoda; Insecta; Hemiptera; Aphididae.